Fimicolochytrium jonesii is the source of this 573-nucleotide messenger RNA. RefSeq names its product the ARF-like 2 binding protein BART-domain-containing protein. Bases 1 to 573 code for a protein of 190 amino acids. Gene Ontology annotation, biological process: maintenance of protein location in nucleus; positive regulation of tyrosine phosphorylation of STAT protein. The record is from RefSeq and is a predicted model, not a curated record. The transcript is spliced from 7 exons. Gene Ontology annotation, cellular component: mitochondrial intermembrane space. Lineage: Eukaryota; Fungi; Chytridiomycota; Chytridiomycetes; Spizellomycetales; Powellomycetaceae.
AUGGCCGCAACUGCCUCCCGCGUAGACUUAGAUCUCGAUGUGGACGGGGAGGACAUCCGGUUCGAUUCAAGUAGCCGCGUCGGCUCGACGCGUAGCUCGACGCGUAGCUUGAAAGAAAGCGACGGGGAAGGGGAAGAGGUGGUGGCCAAGAGCAGCAAAUGCAGCAGUGCAGAUGUCCAGUUCGACGAAGUCGUGGGCGAGCUAGAAGAUAUGCUCAUGGACCCAUAUUUCAUUGAGCUACAGGAGACGUUCAUGGCAGAGAACUGCGAUGUCUUUACCGAUGACGAGGAGAACAAGCUUGUCUACACUGAUCUCUUUCACAGCUAUGUGAAGCUCAUAGAAACAUUCAUAGAGAAGCGGUUGAAGGCGCGGCUGAGCUGGUUCAGCAUGUCAACCUUUUUGAUGAUGAUGAAAUCUCGGAAGGAAGCUCUAGAUGGGGAUGUAUUUGAUGUUCUGAGCAGCCUGGCGGAGUUUACUGCUUUCAAGGAGCUGAUGCUGAGCUACAAGAAUGAGCGUCAGGGCACAUCGAUCGACCUCUCGGGCCUGCUGGCGGUACAUAGCGCUGGCAAAUAG